GCUGCCUGUGAGCUGGGCCGCGAUUCCCGCGCUAUUGAUACAGACUAAUAUGCGGCUGAGGUGAGCUUCCUAUAUGGUAAAAGAGCCAGGAUACCAGUCUAUCCCACGCUUUAUGCAAUGGUUGUAUCGCCGACCAUACAUUCAUUGUUUUAGGCAUUCAUUACCAAGCUGCUCUACGUAAGGGAUCAAAUAUAGAGUCCGCGAUGGCAUCUUAGUCAUCGCUUCCAUUUCCGCUUCAGUGUUGGAAUUGCGAAUCCGUCGGUCCUAUGUAUUCGGUAUUAUUCCUCCUUAUCGCAAUCACUCCUGGGAUUUGUCUCGAGGAGUCCUCACAUGGAGGCACACAUGACUUCCAUACAGGACCUUGGCCAACGACCGCUAGCAGUUGAUUUUCUUGAUAACCACCUACAGGAAUAUCAUCCGGCUUUUAAAGAUCUCCCUAUUCGAUUUGACACUGUCGCUCAGCGUUAUGUGCCAAUCCCCCAGGUAUCCGUAAUGCAUCUCAACUCCGGCGGGCAUUCGGCUAAGGCACCGAAUGCCGAAGCGACCCCGCCGGCUCGGCCUGUGGCUGGGGAAGUCGAUUCCAUGUCAUUUUGGGAUCGCAUCUUCCCUAAAGCUAUGGAAAAGUUUAAGAAAGACUAUCCUAAGGAGCCAGAUGGAAGAGAGAAGCAUGGUUAUAGCAUGCGAAAGGAAAAUUGGCGCGAGGUCAACACCCAACUGAGCAAGGCACGGAGCGUCUACGAAGGAGGUACCGGCCGCCUAGGUUUUAUCAAGUCCGGCGCCCGGAGAAUACUUAAGAACUUACAACCUACCGUGAAACAGGGGAUCAAAGUGGUUCCGGAAAUGGACAUCGUUUCCCCUGUGCUAGGCGCCGUGGAGAUUCUUUUAGACGCCGUGAAGCAAGCAGCAGACGUCCGAGAUUCUGUUUUUGCGAAGCUAGAUACGUUGCAACAGUCUUUCGAAGCUAUCGAGGUUUACACAACAAUGUAUCCUAGUGAUCAGAACAUCAAAGAUGCUUCUAUCACGCUAGUAGCUACUAUACUCAAAGCUAUUGAAGAUGUGAUAGGAUAUUUCACUAGAAAUCUCUUUAUAAAAGCUGCUAUUGCUGUUCUUACUGGCGAACAGUACCAGGAGCGCCUGAAGAAGAGUUUAGACAGCAUUGAAACUGAUAGUCAAUCUCUCCUCGACCAGGCCCAGUUUACACAAGGAUAUCUUAUUACGGUAAUAUGGCGGAGUUAUCCAGAUACGACACGAUACCUCGAGAUGCAACAGUCUAAUGCGAAUCUCACCAACGGCCUAAUGGAUCUACUACAAGAGAAUAGGCGCCUUUUCCAAGCGAAUAACGCGCUUCAGUACCAAAAUGGAUUUCUUCAAGGCCAAGUCCAGGCUCUUUCGCGCCCUGCGUCUCCUACACCAUCCAUAACGAUUCGCGAGCCGUCCAUCAGUCAAGAGGAACUAUUCAUACUAUUAGACGUUCCAGAUAUCCACCAAGAGGAUUUAGACGACAUAUUCUGGAGCAGAGACCGAAUAGCCACACGCGAGCAGGAGCGGGCCGAGCAACUAAUCAACCAGCACCAGUUCCGGCAGUGGGUGGUUGCGCCGACAUCAGCUCGACUCUUAAUCCACGGGGACUUCGGCACAGGUGGUGAAUUACAAGACUCCUCAGCGCUAUCUGUCUUCGUGGCUACAUUCGCGAAUGUAAUGAGACAAGCCACCGCAGCUCCUGUUCCAUCUUCGAAUCAAUCAGGCCAGUUCUGUUCGCUUGUCUUCUUUUGCGGCCUGCACACACGAGCUUUUCAUGACUUCGUUGGGCCGGGGUGGAUGGCGCGAAGUCUCGUUGCGCAAUUACUGUGCCAGGGUAUCGCGUUCGAUAUGACGGGCCUCGAGGACGACGUUGAUCUAGGUAGUGUGUGUGGGGACAGCAGUAGCGACGAUGUGAUGGUGUUAUGCGAUCUACUAAUAUGGCUUGUACGAAGAUUGCCGCCUGACGUGACGUUGUUCUGUUUCGUGGAUGGCGCUAUUUUCUUCGAGCGACCUGAUUACGCAUUAGCGGCGGGAUAUGUAUUGCGGGUAUUGUUAGACUUGGCGGAGGAAGAUGAGGAUGGAAGUGAGGGCCCGAGGUGUCGUGUUAAGGUGCUUAUUACGAGUCCGAUCGCGACGAGGAUAGUAAGGGGUUAUUAUGCAUUCGCCGAGGGAGAGAACUUGAUCUCAACAGAGGGAUUGACUGGCGUGAAUGGGUUGAGUAAGUGGCGUUUAGAAAGGGAGGUCGGAGAUGAGCUGCAACAGGCUGCUCAGGGGCAGGACGAUGAAUCAAGUGCUGAAGGUAACCGAUCGUACGGAAGAGUCUAAGUGAUUAGCCAUUUGUUGUAUAUCGAAUCCUCGGCAAUGUUUGUAUAAAAAGACAUCUUAGUUUCACGCUCGGACCAUGGUGAUUGAAUAAUGA
Messenger RNA from Hypoxylon trugodes, 2440 nucleotides. RefSeq lists its product as uncharacterized. NCBI's taxonomy places the organism in Eukaryota, Fungi, Ascomycota, Sordariomycetes, Xylariales, Hypoxylaceae. Bases 331 to 2346 code for a protein of 671 amino acids. The record is from RefSeq and is a predicted model, not a curated record. The transcript has 5 exons.